Messenger RNA from Perkinsus marinus ATCC 50983, 402 nucleotides. RefSeq lists its product as hypothetical. Bases 1 to 402 code for a protein of 133 amino acids. The record is from RefSeq and is a predicted model, not a curated record. Gene Ontology annotation, biological process: stabilization of membrane potential; potassium ion transmembrane transport. Lineage: Eukaryota; Perkinsozoa; Perkinsida; Perkinsidae. Gene Ontology annotation, cellular component: membrane. The transcript has 2 exons. Gene Ontology annotation, molecular function: potassium ion leak channel activity.
AUGCAGGUACUCAACAAGUGGGUUCAAACUACUGAGACAGAGAUGGCCAAGGAGGUCCAACAGUCCCAUAUGAAGAGGAGCGAGCAGUCUCUGAUGCGGAAUAGGCUACUUCGGAAGCAUCUUCUCACUUCACUUGCACGUCUUGCUGUUACCCUGUGUGUCGGUGCCGGAGUGAUCGGCCUCCUCGAGGGUUGGGGUGGCCCUAAGGCUCUCUACUGGUGUGUUCAAACCGUGACCACUGUCGGGUAUGGCAACUUGCAACUCACGUCCACUGCGUCCAAGGUCUUUACGAUAUUCUUCAUUCCAAUUGGUGUGGCCGUGGGAGCUAGCACCAUGUCGAGCCUGGCGAGCAUUCCUCUUAUCAAGCAGCGGGCUAAGGCAGAGAGGAGGGUCCGUGGCUAG